CAACAGAACAGAGCACAGAAAACUUCAUCAUGUCCUGUACGGAGGGGAACUACCAACCUCCAAUUAAAAAGCCGACCCAACCGGUGUCCUACCCGGAGGUUUAUCGCAAUCCGCCGCCACAACCAAGGGACAAGAAACCCGGACAGCUGAGCAAGGCGCAACUCGACCAGUUCUUCAGAGAUGGGUAUGUUGUGGUGCCUGACUUCUUCCUGCCGGAGGAGCUUCAGCCGGUGCGGGACGCCGUGGCCGAGCGGGUGGACCACCUGGCAGAGACGCUUUACCGGGCCGGCAAGAUCACAGAUAAACACGAGAAGGCCGGCCUGUUCCAGAGGCUGACGCUGCUGGAUAAGGAGUUCCCCGGCGCAGCCAUCGUCCUGGUCAAGUCGCGCAGGAACAUGCCUAAGGCGUUCCGUGACCUGUGGUCCCACGAGCGGCUCCUGAACGCUGUAGAACAGCUGAUCGGACCUGACAUAGCCGGGCACCAAGUCUGGAACCUCAGGACUAAGACUCCGGCGAAUGAAGCGUUGACGGUCCCAUGGCACCAAGAUAACGCGUACCUGCUGCCCGAGUGUCUCGGCACCCUGCAGCCGACGGCCUGGAUCCCACUGCUGGACACCACGGAGAGGAACGGCUGUAUGCAGGUGCUGAAGGGCGGGCACAGGAGGGGCGUCACCGCCACCCACACGUGCUGUGCCGGCGGGACGUGGUACGUGGAGGUGUCGCAAGAGGAGAUGGAGCAAACCUUAGGCUGCGACAUGGAGAAGGACCUGGUGACCUGUGAGGUUCCCUAUGGGGGAGUCCUCUUCCUCAACAACUGCGUUCCGCAUCGCAGUCUGCAGAACUACUCCGACGAGAUCCGGUGGAGCCUGGACCUGCGCUGGCAGGACCCUAGCAAGCCGUCCGGGUUCUGGGGAGAGAGGGGCCUGGUCCUGAUGCGGACAGCAGAGGAUCCCGGGUACAGGCCACGAUGGGAAGAGUUCCUGCAGGAUGAGAGGCUGGAUGAGGAUGGGCAGGAGAAUUCUGUACAGCUGGAGGAAGAUCUGGAGCCAACCAUCCAAGGUCCGUGGAUGUUGCGCUGGGAACUUGUGCACCACAACAGGCACACUAGAGCCCUCAAGUCCUGAAGCGUUUAGCCAAUUUAGGGGGCUGAAACCUGCCCCACUAUGUCAUGCUAUCUACCAGCCAAAUGCCAA
This is a messenger RNA of Branchiostoma floridae (Florida lancelet), 1193 nucleotides long. Its product is annotated as phytanoyl-CoA dioxygenase domain-containing protein 1-like. Bases 30 to 1124 code for a protein of 364 amino acids. The record is from RefSeq and is a predicted model, not a curated record. NCBI's taxonomy places the organism in Eukaryota, Metazoa, Chordata, Leptocardii, Amphioxiformes, Branchiostomatidae. The transcript has 10 exons.